AUGGCAACGAGGACCAAGCAGAUUGCACUGAAUGAAAUCCAGGGAACCUUCCGAGAGCAGUAUAAGAGGAUAUAUGAUUAUGCACAUGAGCUGAUGUGGGCAAAUUCAGGGUCCUCCGUUCGCAUACAAGUGCAAAGGUGCCCUGACCUUGAUAACGCAGCAGAAGCCUCAUCCAUGACCAGCUACUGUAUCUUUCAAAGGAUCUAUAUCUGCUUGGAAGCAUGCAAGCAGAGCUUCAACCAUUGUAGGAGCUUCAUUGGUCUAGAAGGCUAUUUUUUGAAGACACCCCAGGGUGGACAACUGUUCACUGCCAUUGAUUGGGAUCGAAACGACCAAAUGCUGCCUGUUGCAUAUGCGGUUGUAGAGACCGACAACAAGGACUCAUGGACUUGGUUCCUAAAUCAUCUUGCAUCUAACAUUGGUGUUGAGAAGAUAGGAAGAACUACUUUCAUGUCUGACCAGCAAAAAGGUUUGUUGCCAGCAUACGAUGAUGUUAUACCAGGUGUGGAGAAUCAAUUCUGUGUGAGGCACCUAUACAUUAAUUUCAGGAAAAGGUUUCCAGGGUUACAAUUGAAGCAACUAAUGUGGAGGUGUGCUAAGGCGACUCACUGGAGGGACUGGGAGAGGAACAUGGCCAAACUGAAAGCUGUGAAUCAAGAAACCUAUAGGUACCUAAUUGCUAUCCCUCCUAGAUACAUUGUUAACAAUAUAUUUGAGAGCUUUAAUGUUGCCAUAGUUGAUGCUAGAGAGAAACCUAUAGUUAUAAUGUUAGAGGAGAUCAGGGUUAAACUGAUGACUUGGUGGGCAGAGAAUAGGGAUUUGGCUCAGAACUAUGCAGGGACAAUCUUACCUAGGAUUAGAAUCAAGUUGGAGAGGAGGUCUAGAUCUGCUAGAGAAUGGCCGCCAUAUUGGUCUGCAGCUCAGAAAUAUGAGGUUGUGAAUGGGUUAGAUAAGUUUACUGUUGACUUAGGAUCCUCUGAGUGCUCAUGUAGAAGGUGGCAGUUGAAUGGAAUACCUUGUGUCCAUGCAAUUAGUUGCAUCAAGUUUAAAGGGCUUGGGUUGGAACCUUAUGUGGCUGACUGCUACAAGAAAGAAGCAUUCUUGAGAAGGCCUAGUCACAGGCCAGUCAGAAAAAGGAAAUCAGCUGCUAGAGAUGAAGAACAGAGCAGCCGCACUCACAUGUCCAGGAAGGAAGAGAAACAAAUGUGCCCUAUAUGUGGUGUUGUUGGACAUAAUAAAAGCAGAUGCCCUAAACCUAUUGAGAACGAGGCCCAAAAUUCCAAGAAACUAAGCAAAGGCAUGCAAUCCAGGGAAAGCAACAACUCACAGCCUCUAGCUGCUAAGGGAGGAAAGAAAACUGCAUCUACACAGCCCACUCCUAAGCUCACUAUCAAGAGAAAAGUUGCUUCAGCAACACAACCAAUAACUUCAGCAUAG
Molecule: messenger RNA, 1437 nt
Organism: Arachis duranensis
Lineage: Eukaryota; Viridiplantae; Streptophyta; Magnoliopsida; Fabales; Fabaceae
Exons: 5
Coding region: 1-1437 (478 amino acids)
Biological process (GO): DNA transposition
Molecular function (GO): zinc ion binding; DNA binding; transposase activity
Source: RefSeq, a predicted model, not a curated record